This is a messenger RNA of Myxocyprinus asiaticus (Chinese sucker), 2960 nucleotides long. Its product is annotated as protein APCDD1-like. Gene Ontology annotation, molecular function: Wnt-protein binding. The transcript has 4 exons. Gene Ontology annotation, biological process: negative regulation of Wnt signaling pathway. NCBI's taxonomy places the organism in Eukaryota, Metazoa, Chordata, Actinopteri, Cypriniformes, Catostomidae. The coding region runs from base 390 to 1895 and encodes 501 amino acids. The record is from RefSeq and is a predicted model, not a curated record. Gene Ontology annotation, cellular component: plasma membrane.
UCCACUGAGUAACCCAAAGACAGACAGUGAACAAGCUCCGCACAGGCUUAAUAUCGCCAGAGAGAGGUGAGGGCACAGAAUCAAUGAGGGAGAGACUUUCCAUUUAACCGUCGAAAGGCAGGAAGGACACCAGAUUCUACAGAUCUAUUAUGAAUGGAAAACUUCACGUUUAAAGAUUACACUUGAGAUGAAACACACUGAAAGUGGAUUAAAUUUAUCUGCACAACCAGUAAUAUCUUGUCUGACAAGAUCCCACUGAAGUGAUCAUCCACGAUUGGAACUAGUUUUGCUUUUAUAAUCCUAGAUAUAGUAUAUUUAAACCAUUCUGUAAAUUGUAAGGACAGAUCGUGGAUGUGGGGAGACAUAUUCACCUGUCGGAGAGAAUUUGGAUGGUAUUUCUCAUGCAAGUGUUGUGUGUGAGUGGUAGUAAGCUGUGGGAGGUGCCCACCGCCCCCCUCACACCCCAAACCAACCUCAGUAUGAGGCUGCUUUGGAAGCCACAGUGUCUGGCUCAGCUACGCCAUCUACAGAACGAGGAAAGAAUCACAGUCACCAUGCCACCCAAAAUGGAGGGCCACUGGGUGUCAAGCAGGUGUGAGGUACGACCCGGUCCAGAAUUCCUCACUCGAUUCUACACAUUUUACCAAAGCCCCACACGUCUCUUUAGAGCCCUCCAACACUACUAUUCAGACAGUGAUUGCCAAAUCCCAGCCUACUCCCUUGUGAUCAGGGGUAAAUUGCAGCUUCGCCAGGCCUCAUGGAUCACCCAUGGGGCAACAGAAGCUGAGCACCACCUCCAUAAAGUAGGUAUGGUCAUUCACAGUCAGAAGGCCAUCCAUAAUCUUGCUACUCGCCUGUCAUUUUCCUGCCUAGGGCUUAAGGGUGGUGGACACCUUGUUCUUCAUCGCUUUUAUGAACUCUUCAAUGCCAAAGCAGAGAAAGACUGCAUGGGUGCUCUUGGGUUCUCCAUGAUGGAACUGGAGUUGCUGAGGGUGGAGACCCACCACCAUCCUCAUAGCAGACCAGCACAGGAGCUUUUCUUAGGGGAUGUGCACACAGACUGGAAUGAAAGGGUGCAUCACAGACCAACAGGUUACCAGGAGCCCCUGCAGAAUGCAAUGCACCACAUCCACCCAUGCCCAGUCUGUGCCCUGGUAUACCGUGCCUCUGAACAGCAUCCACCCAUUCUUCCCUCAUACCUGUCCAUUCCUCUGGAUCUCAACGGCCGCUGGGUGAGCCAACGCUGUGAGACACGCCCAGCCAUCCUGUUCCUUACUCGCCUUUUUUUCUUCAACGAGGACCAACACACUUGGGAGGGCACCUACCAGCAUUACUCCGAUCCGAUGUGCCUUCAGCCCAGUUUUACACUGUUGGCAUCAGGGCAUUAUGCCAGAGCAGGACAGUCCAUUAAAGUGCACGGCGCAACCGAGCUAGUCUUCAAGGUGACGCGGGCAAAGGUGGCGGUAUUCGAUCGAGCAUUGAUACGGGAAUUAAAUUCGUUGCAAAAUGGAAGUUGUGGGCAGGUGGGUCUGUGGAAAGUGGGUGCUGAGCAAGACAUAACCUGGACGGAUGGUUGCAACGCGCUCGGGAUUCGACUUCCGCACAAAGAGUAUGAGUUGUUUAAGACAGAGAAGGAUCAUAGGGGGCGCCCCCUGUUGUUCAUCGGGCAAAGGGCAACGGAUGGAUCCAGCCCCGAUCGACCUGCAAAAAGGCCAACAUCUUUUCAGACACCAAUGGUGCAAUGCAACACAGGAAUUGGGGUGACGCCACACUACAGUUUCUACAGUGAUCAUUCAACAGGACCAAAAACAAGUUCAGCCAAUACACUGUGUUCUUCAUUGAUUCUGCUGUUAAUCGUGAACAUCUGGUGCUGGAAUAUGUUCAUCCAAAGCUGAUCAGUUCAUUUUGGCAAUUCAUGAUGUGCUAAAGUGCGAUUCACAUACACUGUUCCAAUGUUGGCCUACUUAUGAUAGGUAUCUGGUGCAUUGGAGGGAGAUCGUUCAAUUUGGUGCUAUAGUAAAAUGCUUGCUAAAUAAUUCCAUUGCUGAAAUGUCACUUUUUUAUCUAUAGAGAAAAAUUUUCAUAAAGCAAAAUGUACAUAGAUUCCUCUUUCUAAUCAUAAAGUAUAUCUACAUUAAAUUUUAUUGUCUGUCAUUUUGAGUGUUGUUUGGUAUUUUGAAUUAGACAGGAAUGCUACAUUGAUACCUGUCAGAGACAUUAUGAGGAGGACAUGGACCACAAGUUGAAAAAUGGAUGAGCAAAAUCGUAAUUCUCAGUAUAGCGGCUGUAGGAAUGGAAGUUCUGCCAAUCAGUUAAAAGAGCCAAUUGUCUAUUUUGAUAGAGUGCGUCCUCUUGCACAAGCAUAUGCAUUAACUGGACGAGCCUGUUAGCAUGAUUUGAGUGAAAGAUGUACAGUAUGAUACCAUUGUUGUCAGAUUUUAUUGCUUAUUUUAAAUACGCUAUUGAAUGCAAUCUUGUACAGGUUUAGAAAUUUUGAUGUUUCCUCAUUCAAGUAGAUUGGAGCUGUACUUAUAUGCCAAAAACCUACAUAGAAAAUAGCUGCUCUGGGACAUUACCAAGAUGGCCGCUGAGUGGUCUUACUUGCCUUCAAGGGACUUUGCACCGAUUUCAAGCCCUUACCAUUCUGUCAAAAUACCUUAACCUACAUUCCAGAAGUUAACAAAGAUGAACAAAUGAAAGAAAUGGAAAGCAUUUCGAGGAAACAAUUCAAGGAGAGCCCAAAUGCUUACAGAUGUUUGAAUGGAAAUGCAUAUAUGGUCUACAUUCGGGAUGGUGCAGCUCUCAAGAAUCACAACAUAUUCAAGGCUGUUGUCUUCAAGGCAAUGCAACAUAGCUUAUUUUUGCAAUCUAAUCAAUCUUAUGUAUAUGUAAUCUUUUAAUAAUGGUGAGGGUGCCUUGAACAUAUUUAUUGCUACCAUUAAAGUAAUUUUGAUAAGAAA